Plutella xylostella (diamondback moth) is the source of this 5983-nucleotide messenger RNA. RefSeq lists its product as uncharacterized. Gene Ontology annotation, molecular function: nucleic acid binding; ATP binding; RNA-DNA hybrid ribonuclease activity. Lineage: Eukaryota; Metazoa; Arthropoda; Insecta; Lepidoptera; Plutellidae. The record is from RefSeq and is a predicted model, not a curated record.
CCUAAGUGUAAAAACUGCUCCUCCACAGCCAACGGUGAAGGUAACGACCUCAAGCACAAUGCGUUCAGUAGUGAGUGUCCCGAAAGAAUGAAAUGGGAUGCUAUAGCACGGUCUCGAAUAUCCUACUGCUAAAGGCUCCUCACAGAUGCAAAACUCAUCCCCCCAAAGUGUCAAUCAACGUAACAAUGAAUUAAACGUAAUUCAAGUGAAUCUGCAUAGGUCUAAACUGGCAACCGCAGAACUAUACCAGGUGGCAAUGGAGACAAAAGUUUCAAUAGCUCUUGUUCAAGAACCCUACGUGGGAAAACAUGGCUAUAUGAAACAACAGCCAGGAACACGCCUUAUCCAGUGUACCCUAAACCGACAAAAGCCAGUAAAGGCAGCCAUCAUCGUCUUCGGCGACUUGCUAGAGGUAAUCCACGAUCCACAGCUGGUGACAGAAACCGAAGCAGCAGCCGUGGCGAUCGGAGGGGGGACAAAACUGGGCCUGGUAUCAGUUUACUUUGAGGGGGAUCAGGACAUAGAUCCAUACAUUGAAAGGACUAAAACAUUCUGCGAAAAAUUGAACACGCGAAACCUCAUUGUAGCAGGCGACGUUAACGCAUGGAGUCACUGGUGGGGAAGCGUCUCGGAAAAUGACAGAGGGGUGGCGUACAGCUCAUUCCUAACAGAAAUUGACCUCCAAAUUCUCAACACAGGAGACACACCAACCUUCGAAACCUACAGAAAUGGAAAAAUCUGCAAAAGUACGGUAGAUGUCACCGCCUGUAGCACGUCACUUCUGGGUAAGAUCGAGGACUGGAAAGUCGACGCAAACUUAAUAACUUCUGACCACAACGCAAUCACCUUUACACUGCGAACGGGAAAGGCACUAGAACACCUAAAGCCAAUCACAACGCGUAUGUAUAAUACCAAAAAGGCGAACUGGUCGAAAUUUGCGUCAAAACUAAAAUCCCUCCUGGUUGAGAAAAAUAUCACAACCACGUCCGUACAAGAGUGUGACAAUCCAGAAGAUCUUGAAAAUAUGAUCUCAACGUACACUGAAGCCAUCCACGAAGCCUGCGAAACGUCCAUCCCAACCGCAGGAAAAUGGAAAGGGGAACCCAAACCCCCGUGGUGGUCAAAGUCGCUUGAAGAUCUCAAAAAAGAUGUGUUGAGGAAAAAAAGAAGAAUAAGGAAUGCUGCUGCAAGCAGAAUGCCCUAUGUCAUAGCGGAAUACCAAAAAACUAAACAAGAAUACUCCGAAAAAGCCGAGAAAGCCCAAAUAGAGAGCUGGAAGGAGUUCUGCACGACUCAGGAAAAAGAAAGCAUGUGGGACAAAAUCUACAGGGUGAUAAAGAAAACCUCAGGCAGGCAGGAAGACAUGCUCCUCAGAGACACUGCGGGCAACACUUUAUCCCCACAACAGUCAGCAGAACUCCUAGCAACGACGUUUUACCCAGAUGACUCCGAAAGCACCGACCAACCAUUCCAUGCGGAACUGAGAGAAAAAACCAAGGAAAUACCACGGGAACAUCUAAGAGAUAACGACCCACCCUUUACAACUGUGGAACUCGACCUUGUGCUACAAGCAAUGAACCCAAAAAAAGCCCCAGGACCCGAUGGCUUCACUGCCGAUAUCUGUGGCGCAGCCAUCCAGUGCGAGAGGGAGGUGUUUAUGGCGAUAGCCAAUAAAUGCUUAUCAUUUAGACACUUCCCAUCGCAAUGGAAAACGGCGCACGUGGUGAUCUUGCGGAAAGCUAGCAAAGAGGACUACACGCACCCAAAAUCCUACAGACCUAUAGGGCUACUCUCAGUUCUCGGAAAAAUAGUUGAAAAACUAAUGGUCGCUCGCCUACAGUGGCAUAUCUUACCGACGCUCAACAAAAACCAGUACGGCUUUAUGCCCCAGAGAGGUACCGAGGACGCUCUCUAUGACCUUGUAGCACACCUAAGAGAGGGAAUGAACACCAAAAAAUUUGUUGUACUUAUCUCCUUGGACAUAGAGGGCGCCUUCGACAACGCAUGGUGGCCCGCUUUAAAACAUCAACUGGCAAAAAAAAGGUGCCCACAAAAUCUGUACGAGAUGGUAUGCUCAUAUCUCAGUGACCGAAAGAUCAAGGUCAACUACGCUCGAGCGGCAUGUGAGAAGGGGACCACUAAGGGAUGUGUCCAAGGCUCCAUAGGAGGACCAACUUUCUGGAACAUCAUCCUCGACUCACUGUUGCACAAACUAGAGGCUGAAGGAGUGUAUUGUCAAGCAUUCGCAGAUGACGUGGCCCUUGUCUUCACAGGUCUAGCAGUAAAAACCCUAGAGGUGUCGGCUAACAAAGUACUCGAUAAAAUAGUGGAAUGGGGAACUCGCAACAAACUCAACUUUGCACCACAUAAGACCAACGCGAUGCUGUUAACGAAGAAGUUGAAAUACGAUUUGCCCCAACUAUUCAUGGCUGGUACAAAGAUAAACCUCGUAGAGGAAAUAAAACUGUUGGGCCUCAUCAUAGACCGCAGGUUAACUUUCAAAGCUCACAUAACCGCUCAGUGUAAAAAGGCAGCAGACAUUCACAAACAGCUAGCGCGCGCAGCGAAGGUAACCUGGGGACUAAACGGUGAAAUUGUGAGGACAAUCUACAUCGCAGUAGUGGAGCCCAUCAUGACAUACGCCGCAAGCGUCUGGUCACAAGCCGUCGAACUGGAAAGUAACAAAAAACAACUUUUCUCGCUACAAAGAGGUUUCGCACAAAAAAUAUGUAAAGCCUACCGAACAGUGUCGCUCACAUCUGCACUGGCACUGUCGGGCUUGCUGCCUCUCGAUCUCAGAAUACAGGAGGCAGCAAAUCUGUACAAAUCAAAAAAACUCUUGUCAGCUGACUACCUCCCACCUGGCAAAGAUCUCGAACGGAAUGUAGGGUACUUGGACUUACCACAUCCGUCCACACUUACCUCUACCAAGUACGAGAUCCUUGAAAACACCACCCUGCUGGACACCGGCUCCCAAAUCUUCACGGAUGGAAGCAAGAUAGAGGGAAAAGUCGGCGCCGCCCUAAGUUGGUGGGAGGAUGGCAAAGAAAAACUGUCCGAGACUUUUGGUCUCCACCCAUCGUGCACGGUCUUCCAAUCGGAACUUUAUGCACUUCACAGGGCAACAAAACUGGUGAGCUCUAGCACGGAUAAAAAAGUGAACAUCUUGAGCGACUCGAGAUCAUCACUCGAUCUGCUCCAAAAUCCGAAACUCAGCCACCCCCUGGCAAGAAGCAUAAAGGAAAACAUUGCGAGGGCUGUGAGCGAUGGCGGAGAGAUACAAAUGUUCUGGUUGAGGGCGCACGUAGGAACUGCCGGGAACGAAAGAGCUGAUGAGCUCGCCAAAACAGCAGCACUACACAGCACCUCCCACGACUAUGACAAAGUCCCCCUGUCCUAUGUCAGAAAAAAGAUCAGAGAGGAAUCGGUCCGAAAAUGGCAAGAUCGAUACGCGACCUCGAGUACAGGAGCAGUCACGCGUAAAUUUCUACCGGAUGUCAACCAAGCAUACCGAAUUACGCGAACUUCUAAAUUGACCCCCGCUCACGUACAAAUGCUGACCGGACACGGGGGGAUAGGAGAAUAUUUGUACAGAUUCAAACUUAAAGGAAGCCCUGGAUGUGAUUGCGACCCCAACAUCAGUGAAUCGGUAUGGCACAUCAUUCUGGACUGCCCGCGUUUUCUUGCUGCAAGACAUGAUCUGGAGACACUGAUAGACAGGAACUUGGUGGAGUCGGAAUUAAAAGAUAUUCUGGCAGACACCAAUCACAGACCUCAUUUCCUAUCAUACGCAGAUCGAAUCUUCCGAGUAGCAGCAAGGAGAAACAGCACAAUUUCUCGCCCUGAAGCCCAAUCAACAUCAACAUCAGUAGUCCAAUCAUCAAACCCGACCAUCUCAGCACCACAACAAGUGACUCCAAAAGCAACAGCGACAAACCAGCUGUUGUCUUGUGGCGAAAAAGGAGAAGCCGGACUAAGACGCCGAAGUGUGGCUCUGUUCAUGGACAGUAGCAGCGAAAGACUCGGCAUCAGCUUCUGCGUCUCGGGGGCGCGAAAGCGUGUAGCCAUAUCACCCGGCCUAGCCUCUCUCCUAAAUGGAAGCACAUCCAAAGCUACCAUGAAACGUAAAGCCUAUGACGCACUGCCGGUAACACUAGUGGGAGAUCAGUCCUGCAGACUAGUACGAUGCCGUAACAAGACCAUCGCACUAUUGGAAUGGGCCGAUGACACCCCGUUUGUCCAGGCAUGCUCAUGGCUCACUAUGCUUGGAGAGAGAGCACAAGAUAGUAACGUCCCCAAGAUAAUAAGCGUAGACGCAAUGGUGAUCGAGCAUAAGAAAGGUGAAAUUGUUGACCAGCUGGGCUGCCUAAAAGCCUCAAAACAACACGAAAUAGUUGUGUAUGAGGACAGAGGUGAAGACCUAAGCUUUCUCAGUGGACACAUACCCGUGAGGAACAACAACCACCAACAAACUGAAGCGGUCACCGGAUCAGAACGCCUACAGGAGAGGAUGGCUUCCGAGUCCGUCGCUGCUGCUGAACAGCAGGAAAUAAAUAUGAGGAUGCAGAGCAGAAUCUCGCAGGGGCGCGCACAAGGGUUCCUUCAGGCAUUCAAAUCAGCUGCCCAAAGCCUUAUGGGGAAACCACAGAGGACACCUGAGUGGCGCCAAAUCCCCAAAGGCCCCAUCCGAAAAAGAACGGCCCAAAGAACCAUAACAAGAGCCGACAUGGGUCAGGUGGUCCCACCGAAGCUAAAAACAGCAACCUCCCCUAAAGAGCAUUUGGAGAAUGCCGUCAUAGAAUUUGUGGCAAUAACAACCGCCACAAAGCAGGUAAACCUCUUGUCCUGCAAAACCAUCAUGCAGACCUACAGGCAAGAAAACGAAGGCCGGCUAAAAAUUCUACUCGAGGAGGCCGAAGCCUGCAUAUACGAUAACAGUAGUUGCCAAGUCCUCAGAGGCAAAAUGACUGGAGCGUAUAUGGCGGCUUACAGCGAGGAAAGCGGAUUUGUACCCUGGGAAUGCAACUCCUCAAAAUUUACUGUCCCACACAACAACCAAAUAGUGGUCGUCGCCCAGUGCACCAGGAUUAUGCUAGAGGAUAAAAUCCUAGCAAAAGUGGAAACCAUCAACGCCAACUGGAAUCACUGGACGAUGCCCACUAUCACUUGGGUGAACGGGGUACCUGGAUGUGGGAAGACAACCUGGGUGAUAAAUAACUUCGAUGUGAGCAAAGACACCAUUAUCACAACAACAACUGAGGCGGCCAUCGACAUAAGAAACAGGCUAGCGCAUCGUAUUGGUGACAUGGUCAGAACUAGGGUGCGUACGAUGGCAUCAGUCCUGGUAAACGGCUUUAGAGAACAUGUCGGAUGCCAACGCCUGAUAAUUGACGAAGCCCUGAUGAACCAUUUCGGGGCAAUCGUAAUGGCCGCCCACCUGUCUCGUGCCUGUGAUAUUGCUCUGAUCGGAGACAUCAAUCAGCUACCAUAUAUCGACAGAGAGAACCUAUUCGAGCUUAGGUACAAUCGCCCAACACUGGUAGCAAACAUCACCCAGGAGCUGUUGUGCUCAUACAGAAACCCCAUGGAUGUUGCAUACGCCCUAAAGGAAGUAUACUCAGGCAUAUACGCAGCCACAGCGCGCAUCCAAUCCCUGCAGCUGAAAAGGUUAACAGACGCAGUAAUUCCCAAAUCCCAAACCAACACUCUGUUCCUGGUGCAUACACAGGAAGAAAAAGAGACCUUGACCAGCCAAGGGUAUGGUGAAGGAAUGGGCUCACGCGUCCUAACCAUACACGAAGCACAGGGAUUGACGUACGAAUCCGUUAUUAUCAUUAGAACAAAAGAUAAAAUAAAGCUGCAUGAUAGCGUACCUCACGCAGUAGUGGCGCUGUCGAGGCACACCACCACCUGGCGGAAACGGAAAUCACUAAUAUUACCACAAUUCUUCGCGCCAAAUUUUUAUGUUUCACAGACCACUUAA